Clupea harengus (Atlantic herring) is the source of this 1793-nucleotide messenger RNA. RefSeq names its product Kruppel-like factor 8 (gene klf8). The transcript is spliced from 6 exons. Lineage: Eukaryota; Metazoa; Chordata; Actinopteri; Clupeiformes; Clupeidae. The record is from RefSeq and is a predicted model, not a curated record. Bases 572 to 1762 code for a protein of 396 amino acids. Gene Ontology annotation, molecular function: RNA polymerase II cis-regulatory region sequence-specific DNA binding; DNA-binding transcription factor activity, RNA polymerase II-specific. Gene Ontology annotation, biological process: regulation of transcription by RNA polymerase II.
CACUCGCGCUCACGGUGGAAUAGUGCAGGAUUCAGGUGCUCAAUACAGUGCCAAGUAAAGUAUCACCCGUGAAGCCUGGAACAUCCGGUGCAACUUGACGUCAUUAGGUGAGGUGACAGGGUGUGUUCUGUUGGCCAGCUAACUGAACCAGCAACCAUGGCGAUGAAAUCGAAAAUCGGAGCUAGCGGUGUGGAGGCGAUUUGGAGAGGACUGGGCGCUGCUGCUGCUGCUGGUGCGAGCUCCGCUGCGGCUGGCUACAUUGCCUCUGAUUGACACAGUUGAGGGGUGGGGACGCAGGGUGGGGUCAGAACUAGGGAGAGGCGGAGGAGAGACGGAGAGAUCGAGCCCAACCCCUGAACACGGCAACAACACACCGACAGAGGCUGGGGAAGCGAAAGAGAAUUUUCGACGCCGGAGAUAUGCGUUAAAUCAGUAGUCGAGGGAGCAGUUAAUGUUUCAUGUUUCAAAUUAAUCCUAAAGGUAGAAAACUGCAAGCAGGAAUACUAUUAUUCAAAUACACCCCGCCCGACCGACCCCCCUACUCCACCCCUUCGCCCGCUUAGCCACCGAGAUGCACACGGAGGCUCGUAACACGAAAUGCGAGUCGAGUCCCAAGAAGUCCAUCAGCGCUGCCAGUUCUGAGUCUGAGUCUGCCUCCACAGACGAGAUGCCCUCCAUCCACAUCAAACCAGAGCCAGAGGAGGUGGAGUGCUCGCCAGCUGAAGAGGCAGAAGAUUCCCCUCAGGCCCUGGACCUCAAGUGCAAAGCCUCCCCACCCCCCCUCUGCGCCAUCGACACACACCCCUCCUCCCCCGCCAACGACCACAACACACAUCACCACGACAACAACAGCAACCACCACGACCAUGACCAUGACAGCCCCCAGACCGAGCCCGUCGACCUCUCCCUCAACAAGCCCCGGCCCUCGCUCGCCAAGCAGCCCACCUCCACCAUCCUCUCGUCCAAUCUGAUCACCCACGGCAGCUUGACGGGCGCCACGGCGACCACCAUGGCCACGGUGUUGUCGACGGGCUCCAUCCUGGCGUCGGGGACGGGCAUGAUGGGCGGCCAGCAGAUCCUGCACGUCAUCCACACCAUCCCGUCGGUCAACGUGCCCGGCGGCAUGGGCAUGGGCCACCUGCAGACCAUCCCCGUGGUGGUGCAGUCGCUGCCCGUCGUCUACACCGCCGUGCCCGCCGCCACCGCCAACGCGGCCGCAGCCGCUUCAGCCGGGGACAGCGGCGGCAACAAUGGCUUGGGCACCACCGCUACGGCCGCCAUCACCGUCCCGCUGAUCGGCAGUGACGGACGAUCGGAAGGCUCGGUCCGCAUCAAGCCAGGCUCCACCUCUCCAGUGGAAUUCCAGAGCGACAGCGAUGCCGAGAGCGGGACAGAGUCCGGAUCGGCCUCCUUCAGCACGCCGGGAUUGGACAUGAGCUCGGGCGUGGACAUAGACCUCCCUGCGGACCCUGACUCCCCUGACAUGAAGCGGAGGCGAGUGCACAUGUGUGACUACGACGGAUGCAACAAGGUCUACACCAAGAGCUCCCACCUCAAAGCCCACCGGCGGAUACACACAGGGGAGAAGCCCUAUCAGUGCACCUGGGAGGGCUGCACCUGGAGAUUCGCCCGCUCAGACGAGCUCACGCGGCACUUCCGCAAGCACACCGGCAUCAAGCCCUUCCGCUGCACCGACUGCGACCGCUCCUUCUCCCGCUCAGACCACCUGGCCCUUCACCGGCGGCGCCACGUCAUGAUGUGAACCUGGCGUUGCCCCCCCCCCCGCCACACAA